ACCCUCAGCCACCAGCAUCUACAGAUUCCUCCCAAACUCACCUACAGCACGGGCAUCCGAUAAGACCUGCGCGGAAACACACACUCUCUCUCUCUCUCUCUCUCUCUCUCUCUCGUGUGUGUGUGUGUGUCAGGCACUGAAGUGAAAGUCGGGAUAGUCCAAACAGAGCGCUUCACUUCGUUACAUUCAGACUGAGAACAGGAAAACACGACACACUCCAUACCAACGCUACUGAGUUUAAAUCUGUUGUGAAGAGUGUGAGGGACGGGAUUUAAGGAAUUAAGCUUCACUUUGGAGAUUUGGUCCAGUCUGAAGAGUUUUUGUGGAUUUUUUUUUUGCGUCUGGUGAAGUUUGAGGAUGCGCGUCUCGAUCCUGCUGCUUCUCUGCGCUCUUUCCGCAGGAGACGCGCACAAGCUGUCCGCGCUCACGUUUCUGCGUGUUGAACAGGAUAAAGAAUGCAACACGGAUUGCUCUGGAGCUCCUCGCAAGCCGCUGUGUGCAUCAGAUGGACGGACCUUCAGUUCCCGCUGCGAGUUCCACCGCGCCAAGUGCCGCGACCCUCAGCUGGAGGUCAUUCGAGGGCCAUGCAAAGAUACGUCUAGGUGUGUGGCAGAAAAGAAGUACACAGAGCAACAGGCCAAGAAACUCUUUCCACAGGUGUUUGUACCUGUCUGCAAUCCAGAUGGAACCUACAGUGAGGUUCAGUGCCACAGUUACACUGGUUAUUGCUGGUGUGUAACACCAAAUGGCAGGCCAAUCAGUGGCUCAGCAGUAGCCAACAAGAAACCUCGAUGCCAAGGGUCCAAAAUUGAUAAGGUAAAUCCAAGGGAACCAGGAAAAUCAGUUUCCUUGCAAAUCUUCUCCAUUCUAAAUGCAGAUGAAUUGGCUGCUCCCAUAGUGGAACCCCAGCCGUCUACCGAUGAGGAAGACAUCAUCUCCCAGUACCCUACACUGUGGACAGAACAGGUCCGUAGCCGGCAAAACAGGACAAGAACACAAUCGGCCUCGUGCGAUCAGGAGCAGCUGUCGGCGCAGGAAGAGGCAAGACAACAUAAAAACGAAGCAGUUUUUGUGCCUGAUUGCGCUCAUGGAGGCCUAUACAAACCUGUCCAGUGCCAUCCCUCUACUGGGUACUGUUGGUGUGUCCUGGUGGAUACUGGGCGGCCCAUUCCAGGCACAUCCACCAGAUACGAACAACCAAAAUGUGAUGGAAAUGCCAGAGCACAUCCCACCAAACCAAAGGACCAUUACAGGAGCAGACACCUGCAGGGAUGUCCUGGGGAAAAGAAGACAGAAUUUCUGACGAGCAUACUGGAUGCAUUGUCCACGGACAUGGUCCAUGCAGUAACUGACCCGGCGGCUGCUGGCAGGAUGUUGGAGCCUGACCCCAGUCACACUCUGGAAGAACGAGUUGUUCACUGGUAUUUCAGCCAGCUUGACAAAAAUUCAAGUGGUGACAUUGGAAAGAAAGAAAUCAAACCAUUCAAACGGUUACUGCGCAAGAAAUCUAAACCAAAAAAGUGUGUAAAGAAGUUUGUGGAGUACUGCGACAUCAAUAACGAUAAGGCUCUGUCACUGCAAGAACUGAUGGGCUGUUUGGGGGUCACUAAGGAAGAAGGGGCAAAAACAGGUGAAGGCACAACCUCUAGUAAACUGAACCUGGCAAAGAAACAAGGCUGAAGUCGCUGAGAUCGGAUUGCACCAGCUAUUGUCCCGCAGACCACACUCCCACCAAAACGACAACGGAAACCAUAGUCUUUGCACUUUGUACUUUAAAACAAUGUAAAUUCACUUUGUAGAAAAAAAGGUAUUUAAACAGACUGCUGAAUAUUUGAAUGAUAUAGUUAGCAUUUGUAUGUCCUUACAACAACAGCAAAAAUAGUAAUAAUAAUUAUUAACACAUACAAUGUAUGUGUCCUUUGUGCACUCGAAAAAAAUAUUUUUGCAUUUUUUUUUUUAGAAUUGCACAUUUCAGUUUCAUAACAAAACUCCUUUAAAUUAAAUUGUGUCAAGUUUAAUUAAAUUAAAUUAAGAAAACUUAAAAUAUUUAUGUUUUUUAUUUUAUUUUAUUUAAGAUUACUCAAUUCAGUUUGAUGGCAUUUUGUAAUGACAUUGAAAUGUGUAAAUCUUAAAAUAAUUUUUUGGAGUGAGAGUCUAAAAUACGUAUACUUUUCUAACUUGUACAAGUUGUAUGACGUUGCAUUUGUUAAGGCCAUCUUUGUUGUUCUGUUACAUAUUUUGUUUGUCUUUUCUUUUGCUAACAUCAGAAUAGUUUGUAAUGUAUCUAAACUGAAUUUUAGAAGCCUCGUUUUAGUUUUAGUUUUUUUUUUUAAGUACCAAAACCCAACUACUGUGCCACACAUGGAAUGGGAUACAUAUUGUUUUGCUGAAACUGCGUCAUGAUGAUUAGAAAU
Messenger RNA from Xyrauchen texanus (razorback sucker), 2414 nucleotides. It is a transcript of the gene smoc2, whose product is annotated as SPARC related modular calcium binding 2. The record is from RefSeq and is a predicted model, not a curated record. Gene Ontology annotation, molecular function: extracellular matrix binding; calcium ion binding; heparin binding. The coding region runs from base 358 to 1680 and encodes 440 amino acids. Gene Ontology annotation, cellular component: basement membrane. Gene Ontology annotation, biological process: extracellular matrix organization. NCBI's taxonomy places the organism in Eukaryota, Metazoa, Chordata, Actinopteri, Cypriniformes, Catostomidae. The transcript is spliced from 13 exons.